Molecule: messenger RNA, 2126 nt
Organism: Musa acuminata subsp. malaccensis (wild Malaysian banana)
Lineage: Eukaryota; Viridiplantae; Streptophyta; Magnoliopsida; Zingiberales; Musaceae
Product: polyphenol oxidase, chloroplastic-like
Molecular function (GO): catechol oxidase activity
Source: RefSeq, a predicted model, not a curated record
CUCAGUGUUCUUUUUAAGGAGUACCAGUGAAGAGCUGCUCAUCACCGGCCAGUGGUUUUCCCUGUAGACUCCCACGCCACCCCUCUCUCUCUCUGGUCCACUGAACAGUAGUAGACAUGUCCCUGCUGUUGAACUCUAGCUUCACCGGUGCUUCCUCUGCAUGCCUCCUCCAACGGGAAAGGUCCCGCCGCCGCCGCCUCCACGUCCCUGGCGUGACAUGCCGCCAGGGCAGUAAUGGUGACCGCAGCGAUGCCGCCCGCCAGCAGCAGUCGCCGCCGCUGCUGGAUCGGCGCGACAUGCUGUUGGGUUUAGGAGGGCUUUACGGCGUGACCGCAGGACCCAAGGUUCUGGCGGCGCCGAUAAUGCCGCCGGAUCUGUCCAAGUGCUACCCUGCCACCGCACCUGCCCUCGACAACAAAUGCUGCCCGCCUUACGACCCCGGCGAGACGAUCUCGGAGUACAGCUUCCCCGCUACGCCCCUCCGGGUGCGGCGGCCGGCCCAUAUCGUGAAGGACGAUCAGGAGUAUAUGGACAAGUACAAGGAGGCAGUGAGGAGGAUGAAGAAUCUGCCGGCAGACCACCCUUGGAACUACUACCAGCAGGCGAACAUCCACUGCCAGUAUUGCAACUACGCCUACCACCAGCAAAAUACCGACGACGUGCCCAUCCAGGUCCACUUCAGCUGGAUCUUCCUCCCAUGGCACCGCUACUACCUCCACUUCUACGAAAGGAUCCUCGGCAAGCUCAUCGACGACGACACCUUCACCAUCCCAUUCUGGAACUGGGACACCAAGGACGGCAUGACGUUCCCCGCCAUCUUCCAGGAUGCGGCAUCCCCGCUGUACGACCCGAAACGCGACCAACGCCACGUCAAGGACGGCAAGAUCCUCGACCUCAAGUACGCCUACACCGAAAACACUGCAUCCGACAGCGAGAUCAUACGGGAGAACCUCUGCUUCAUACAGAAGACGUUCAAGCACAGCCUGUCGCUGGCGGAACUGUUCAUGGGGGAUCCCGUGCGCGCGGGGGAGAAGGAGAUCCAGGAGGCUAAUGGGCAGAUGGAAGUCAUCCACAAUGCGGCGCACAUGUGGGUCGGAGAGCCGGACGGAUACAAGGAAAACAUGGGGGACUUCUCCACCGCCGCCCGCGAUUCUGUUUUCUUCUGCCACCAUUGCAAUGUCGACCGCAUGUGGGACAUCUACCGCAACCUCCGCGGCAACCGCGUCGAGUUCGAAGACAACGACUGGUUGGACAGCACCUUCCUCUUCCACGACGAGAACGAACAGCUCGUCAAAGUCAAGAUGAGCGACUGCCUCAACCCGACCAAGCUUCGGUACACGUUCGAACAAGUUCCCCUCCCAUGGCUGGGCAAAAUCAAUUGCCAGAAGACGGCAGAGACGAAGUCCAAGGCCACGACGGAGCUGUCGCUGACGCGCGUGAACGAAUUCGGGACGACGGCCCAGGCACUCGACGCGAGCAACCCGCUGCGGGUGAUCGUGGCAAGGCCGAAGAAGAACCGCAAGAAGAAGGAGAAGCAAGAGAAGGUGGAGGUGAUUCAGAUCAAGGAUAUUCAGGUGACCACCAACGAGACAGCUCGCUUCGACGUCUACGUCGCGGUUCCUUACGGUGACCUCGCCGGACCCGACUACGGCGAGUUCGCGGGCAGCUACGUGAGGCUGGCGCAUAGGAUGAAGGGAAGCGACGGGACCGCAGAGCAGGUCCCCAAGAAGAAGGGAAAGCUCAAGCUGGGUAUUACGCCGCUGCUCGAGGACAUCGAUGCUGAGGACGCCGACAAGUUGGUGGUCACCCUGGUUCUCCGCACCGGGAGCGUCACCGUGGGCGGAGUUUCCAUCAAUCUCCUGCAGACAGAUUCUACCGCCGCCAUCUAAAUGAUGGCCUCGGAUCACAGCUUCUCCCCGCUUAAGUUGGAGUGAUCGAUUACUGGUGCUGCUUCCUUCCUCCCUGUCGUUGUUGCUAUCUUCUUGAUCUGGAACGAUCCUUCAAUAAUUAGGGCAUGACAGUAGUCGUCGCCCGAUCCCAUAUGUACGUGUUGCUGUCAACAGCUGUACAUGUGACGUUGUGGUGUGACUAUAUAUUUUAUUGCGGUCAUCGUUGUUUCUUUCUUA